UGAACGCUUGAAAGAAACAGAAAAGCAUUAAAUAGCUCUCAUUUCAGUUGGGGAGUAGUGUUCCUGGUUUUCAUUGCACAUCGCACAUUCUUAUUUAUUGUACCCAACAACUUCUCUCCUGCCUCUCAAACCUCACCUCACCUAAUCUUUUUCUCUCUCUCCUCUCUUUCUGAGGUAAAAAGUUAAUAGAAAAUUCAGCUUUGACAUACAAGACUGCAUCUUCGCGGACAAUGUCAUAUUUCUUCAACAAGACAUCAUUUUCCGGGAAAAUUUCCUGACUUUCUUCCGUUUUCCGUGGAAGUUCCCAGAAAGGAUUAGUGGGUUUUGCUUAGAACUUGUUUUCCGACAAUGGGUAAUCGAUUUAUUUGCAUGUCAAAGAAGGAUACUAAAGAUGUUGGAUCCAGAAGCAAGAGAGUAAAUCGCUCACAGAGGAAACUGCUGGCUGAGGAAGAGUUCUUGCACAGGCAAGCUCUGUCUAUGGCACUUCAUCAGCACCAAUUGUCUCAGAGGUUUGACGGAUCCAUGUCUAGAAGAAUUGGGUCCACAAGCUCUAGGAGACUCACUGAUCCAUUCGCUAAUGGGAAGCAGGUACCAGAAUCUUUGGAGAAUAUUCAAACAAAAAAAUUUAUUCUGGUACAUGGAGAAGGGUUUGGAGCAUGGUGUUGGUACAAAACAAUUGCUCUACUAGAGGAAGCAGGAUUGCUUCCAGUUACCUUUGAUCUCAAGGGUUCUGGUAUUGAUCUUACAGAUACUAACUCUGUUGCUACGCUGGCAGAAUAUUCAAAACCAUUGAUUGAAUAUCUAGAAAAUCUUGAAGAGGAUGAAAAGGUUAUCUUGGUUGGUCACAGUAAUGGAGGUGCCUGUGUUUCUUAUGCACUAGAGCUCUUUUCGCAGAAAAUUUCAAAAGCAAUUUUCAUCUGUGCUACUAUGGUGUCUGAUGGCCAGAGACCGUUUGAUGUGUUCGCUGAAGAGCUUGGUUCUGCAGAACAAUUUAUGCAAGGGUCAAAGUUUUUGAUUCAUGGGAAUGGAAAAGACAAGCCUCCUACAGGAUUCAUGUUUGAGAAAGAGCAGAUGAAAGGGUUAUAUUUCAAUCAAUCUCCUGCAAAGGAUGUUGCUCUGGCCAUGGUUUCCAUGAGACCUAUCCCACUAGGCCCGAUCAUGGAAAAACUGUCAUUGUCACCCAAAAACUAUGGAACUAGCCGGCGGUUCUUCAUUCAAACAUUAGAUGAUCGGGCACUUUCCCCAGAUGUCCAAGAAAAGCUAGUGAGGGAAAACCCACCAGAGGGAGUGUUCAAGAUAAAAGGCAGUGACCACUGCCCAUUCUUCUCAAAGCCACAGUCACUGCACAAAAUGUUGGUGGAAAUUGCUCAGAUUCCAUAGCUUUAAAUAUCAGAAAUUGUAUUCCUUUGUUUUACGUUUGAGUUACAUAACGAAAACGUAGCUGAUUGCUUAGUUCUAUGAUGUUCGGCCAUGGUUGUAUGUAGAACAAGGUGGCCCAAUUGCUUGUAUCCAAUUUCUACUUAGUAUAUAGGUAAAGGAAAUGCUGAUUUACACUAUACAAAAGCAAUCUCAUCUAGUCAUGCUCGUGUUUUGUUGCGGAUAAAGCUCAAGAAGCCUGAAUUUACAA
Messenger RNA from Prunus mume (Japanese apricot), 1627 nucleotides. Its product is annotated as putative methylesterase 12, chloroplastic. Lineage: Eukaryota; Viridiplantae; Streptophyta; Magnoliopsida; Rosales; Rosaceae. The record is from RefSeq and is a predicted model, not a curated record. Gene Ontology annotation, molecular function: methyl salicylate esterase activity; methyl indole-3-acetate esterase activity; methyl jasmonate esterase activity. Gene Ontology annotation, biological process: jasmonic acid metabolic process; salicylic acid metabolic process.